Molecule: messenger RNA, 1077 nt
Organism: Paramormyrops kingsleyae
Lineage: Eukaryota; Metazoa; Chordata; Actinopteri; Osteoglossiformes; Mormyridae
Gene: exosc5
Product: exosome component 5
Biological process (GO): U4 snRNA 3'-end processing; rRNA catabolic process; poly(A)-dependent snoRNA 3'-end processing
Cellular component (GO): nuclear exosome (RNase complex); nucleolus; cytoplasmic exosome (RNase complex)
Molecular function (GO): RNA binding
Source: RefSeq, a predicted model, not a curated record
AGCAUGAUGCUGAAUGAACUUAAAUACCCGAUGACUCCAGGUUAUAUCACUGAUGAUGUGUCUAGGUGUGUGUGUGCAAAUCUUUAAUUAGCAUACUGGUAAUUUCCAAUUUUACACCAUUUGCUACAUCCCAUAACUGCAAGUAAACCAGUGCAAUGACACCUUAUUUAAAACACAGAUAGUUAUAAACAACAACAUGAAAUGAAUUCGGCUCUGCUCUUGCAGCAUCACGCUGCGGGAAAUGAUGCUACUUGAUGAACUUGAGAUGAUGACGAACCAGAAGCGUUGAAACGUCAUAUAUGCGCGACGGACCAAACACUCAUGUGGGUAGCAUGAUGGAUGUCGCAGUGUCCCCGGUUUUAGCUUUACGGAAAUUUGGCUGCGAACAGAGUCUUCUGUCCCGACCCGACGGCUCUUCUUCUUUUGUUCAAGGAGAUACAAGCGUUUUAGCGGGCGUGUAUGGACCAGCCGAAGUGAAAAUAAGCAAGGAGAUCUAUGAUCGAGCAACUCUGGAAGUCAUGAUCCAGCCUAAAGUUGGGCUGUCAGGUGUGCGGGAGCGAGCACAGGAGCACUGCGUCCGCCAGACCUGUGAAGCUGCCCUCUUGUCAACCCUCCAUCCGCGCUCAUCCCUCUCCCUCAUUCUUCAGAUAAUCCAUGACGACGGCUCACUGCUGUCCUGCUGCCUGAACGCUGCCUGCAUGGCCCUGAUGGACGCUGGGCUGCCUAUGUCCUGCCUGUUUUGUGGUGUGACAUGUGCCAUUGAGCAGGACGGCCACAUCGUGACGGACCCCACCUCGCAGCAAGAGAAGGAAAGCCGAGCCUUGAUGACCUUUGCUAUUGACAGCGCAGAACGCAGGGUGAUGAUGUCAUCGACCAGAGGAUCUUUUUCAGUUAAUGAGCUGCAGCAGUGUGUAGCACUCAGCCAGAGGGCGUCGGAGGAGAUCUUUCAGUUUUACAGAGACUCUGUCCGAAGACGGUACUCAAAGACACUCUGAUUUAUUUUUCUCUCCAGCCCCUUUGCCUGCUUUUGCUGUGCUUGUUCUUCGUUUUCUUUAAUAAAAUACCAGCUGAAUAAGA